Messenger RNA from Iphiclides podalirius (scarce swallowtail), 1050 nucleotides. Lineage: Eukaryota; Metazoa; Arthropoda; Insecta; Lepidoptera; Papilionidae. The record is from the annotation of a GenBank genome assembly.
AUGCAGCGCCUUGUUAAACUCAUAUGUCUGUUCGCGAUUGUGCGAUCGGCUCAUUCGCAAAGCUGUUCUCCAUCAAUUAUUACAGUCAACGUAGAAAAUGGGGACCUGCUUCUUGAUAAGACUCAAGUGUGUUCCUGUUUUAAACCUAAAAACGAGACCGGAGGGGAUACCUGCGAUUACGGAAUCAGAGAACUCGAAGGAAAACUUCACAUCAGUCUCAAAGUACUAUGCGCCGAAGCGUGUGUGAGAGGCCGUGACAAUAAAAGCAUCGAAAUAAUCAGUGACGGAAAACGUGACCCUACGAAACCUACUCCUGGCGAGCUUUUGGACAAAGAAAAUGGUACUGAACCAAAUCCAUUGCCCCCAAUAACCAUGGGAGAUGAGAAAACGGGAGGAAACGAUAGUUUAACCUCAAUUUCGUCGCUUGGCUCUUCUCCUACAGGUAAAGUACGAGAAGAUGAAAUAAAAAAUAAAAACGAUACAAAAAAAUCAGGAGAGGACGCCCCUAAAAAUGCUACUGAGAGUACCCCAAAACUAACCGAUGACAAGAAAAAUGUAAACGUUACAAAAACAUCAGGAGAGGAGGCUACUGAAAGGGAUGCUGAGAGUAACCCAAAACUAACAGAUGACAAGAAAAAUGUAAACGUUACAAAAACAUCCGGAGGGGAGCCCACUGAAAGAGCUACUGAGAGUACCCCAAAACUAACAGAUGACAAAAAAAAUGUAAACGUUACAACAACCUCAGGAGAGGAGGCCACUGAAAGGGGUACUGAGAAUAUCCCAAAACUAGCAGAUGACAAGAAAAAUGUAAACGUUACAAAAAAAUCAGGAGAGGAGGCAACUGAAAGAGCUACUGAGAGUACAUCAGGAGAGGGGGAAAUCCAGAAACAAAAAUUGGGGGCUGAAAACGGCAGUACUGGCUACACGACGGGUUCGGUUGUCCUGUUUUUCUUCUGCGGCUUGUUAGUUGGAGUCUUCUUGAUCUUCGCCACUAAAUACGCUUAUUCCAAAUAUAAGGCCGCUGAAUAUGACGUUGAGCGACGUCCAGCA